CUACACAACAGCUGUCUUUUCCCGCUCUCACGGCUGCACAACUCCCAUUGCAGCUCAUUUUUCAGCUUUUCACACGCGCACUGCUGGCACCAAUCUUUACUGAAAUAUUGGAUUUUAAAUAAUUUUCUGCCAACAUGUCGGCCCAAAAAUCCAUCACAAGUUACUUCAACAGCCGUAAGAGAUCUGCGGCCAACUCGACGCCGACGAGGUCGAAACUUUUGAUUCAGGAGGCGGAGGGCCAAAUCAGAAAGAUCCACAAGACGCUGCCCGCCGACGAUGGAGUUUUGCCAGGCUUCUCAGCGACGGCCCACGAGGGGCCCAGCACGACCCAAAAGGAGCCGGCAAAACCAGUUCGCUCCCUUUCGUUGGAAGAGCUGAAAAAUAAAAUCCAAGCUAAGGGCGCGGCCAGGGAAAAGCUGAAAAACAGCCUGAAGAAGUUUCAAGAUCUGGACGAGAAGUUGACGAUAAAACCUUUUGAGAAGCCACUGGAAUUUGAACUUCCCGAGAGUCCAAUCAAGAAGCCAGCAUACCUGAGUCCGCUGAAGUCUCCCUGCAAGUCGCCCUUGAAGAGCGCCUCACCGUCGAAGGCCAGGGUGAAACUUAAUUUUGAAGGCGAGAAGCAAGAUCUGCCGCUGCCGCAGUCAUAUGAGGGUCUAUAUGCCUCAUUCAAGGCGAUGGUCGGCGUCGCGUGCAUGCUUGAGAACAGGAAAGAGAUGGUCACACUGAGCAAGGUGUCCUCAGGUGUCGAGCUGGUCACCAGAACGGCCUUCGGUAGGGAGAAGCUGGCCCAGAUCAAGAGUGUAGACCCUGAAAGCGUCGAGUGCAAACUGCUCAACGACAACGACCUCGAGCUCAAGGUGAAAUUCAGCAAGGACGCGCAGGGCAAGGCGUGGGCUAGUCUUACGCUGAGGGAGGAGAGCUUCCGACUCAAGUUGCUCAACUUAGUCAAAAAGUUCCAUCAGGAAUUUCUGCAACAACUGAACCCGCCGAUCCACGUUGAGCCAGAUCAAGUGCGCCGCUGGCACCCCGAUUUUGAGCCCAACCUGGUCCCUGAAAUAAAGCCUGCAGCCCUGCCAGAAAAUACCAAAAGCAAGGUCUACACUGCCUCAGAAAUCCUAGAGGCGAACUCCUUUUUGAAGAACAACAAGCGGGUUGCGGAAGCCCUGUCGAAGCUGAAGACUGAAGAUGAAGAGAAGAAAGAAGAGGCGACAGAGCCCUUGAACCCGAGCCUGCGCGGGCUGCCAGCGUCGCUUCUGGCAAAGGUGCGGCAGAAGCAGGCAGAGCGGGCGCGGCUGGCAUCGCUUUCGAUCGUGCGGCCGAGUGAGGAGCAGCAGCGGCGGCGGCAGCUGGAGCGGCUGCCAGCGCUGGCCAAGUACGUGCGCAACGUGUUCGUCAGCCAGAAGAAAAACGUGCUGCGACUGGACUUGCUGCUGGACAAGCUGGACGCCUGCUUUCCGUGCCGGCUAGCGCGUGCUGAGCUUGAGCAGCACCUCGAUAUGAUACACGCAGCGGCGCCCCACUGGCUCAGCAAGUAUGUUGAGCGGCAGGUGACGGUCGUGCGUAUCGACAAGGACGCUCAAUUAGACUGCGUUCUGAAAAUACUAGAAAAAAUGCUCGACUGAAGUUGCUCUGCGCGAUGUGUGACCCGUUUUGUUUUUUUACAAAAUCAGCUGUAAUUUUAGCCAUUGCUAGUGUGUUGUGUGUGCGUGAUCGUAGUAGGCCUUUGGAAUAAUGUAAUAAACGUGUGUUACACAAUGAGGCAACUGAACUGACGCGGCUAUCAAUUAUUGCGUAGCCCACUCGAAUUAAUUAUAAUUCUGUAAUACCGUUUAGUAAAACGCAGGCAACUUUUCAUUUUUCAA
Messenger RNA from Cloeon dipterum, 1862 nucleotides. It is a transcript of the gene dup, whose product is annotated as double parked. The transcript is spliced from 5 exons. Gene Ontology annotation, biological process: DNA replication checkpoint signaling; DNA replication preinitiation complex assembly; regulation of DNA-templated DNA replication initiation. Gene Ontology annotation, molecular function: DNA polymerase binding; DNA binding. NCBI's taxonomy places the organism in Eukaryota, Metazoa, Arthropoda, Insecta, Ephemeroptera, Baetidae. Gene Ontology annotation, cellular component: nucleus. Bases 135 to 1622 code for a protein of 495 amino acids. The record is from RefSeq and is a predicted model, not a curated record.